Messenger RNA from Tripterygium wilfordii, 1221 nucleotides. RefSeq lists its product as uncharacterized. The transcript has 10 exons. Gene Ontology annotation, biological process: secondary metabolic process. Gene Ontology annotation, molecular function: carboxy-lyase activity; hydrolase activity. NCBI's taxonomy places the organism in Eukaryota, Viridiplantae, Streptophyta, Magnoliopsida, Celastrales, Celastraceae. The record is from RefSeq and is a predicted model, not a curated record. Gene Ontology annotation, cellular component: cytoplasm. The coding region runs from base 16 to 999 and encodes 327 amino acids.
UAUCCACUUUGCUCCAUGGCAGUGAAGUUGUUGAAACCCCUGAUAACAGCUCCAGUACUCCCUCCACUCUCCUUCUCCAAGAAAGCACCUUCAGUUCGAGCAUUUGCAGCCAAGAUGGCUUCAUCAGAAGCUAAAGCCAGAGUCAUAGAUUCGCAUCUUCACGUUUGGGCUUCUCCUCAAGAGGCUGUAGAGAAGUACCCAUACUUUCCCGGACAGGAACCUACUUUGCCUGGACAUUUGGAUUUCUUGCUAGAGAGCAUGGAAGAGGCAGGUGUAGAUGGUGCACUCAUUGUUCAACCCAUUAAUCAUAAAUUUGAUCAUUCUUUAGUUACAAGUGUUCUAAAGAAGUACCCAACCAAGUUCGUUGGUUGCUGCCUUGCAAACCCAACAGAAGAUGGAAGUGGGGUCAAGGAGCUUGAACUGCUUGUUUUGAAGGAUGGUUAUCGUGCUGUCCGCUUUAAUCCUUAUUUGUGGCCUUCUGGUCAAAAGAUGACCAGUAAUAUUGGGAAGGCAUUGUUUUCCAAAGCUGGGGAACUCGGAGUUCCGGUGGGUUUUAUGUGUACAAAGGGUCUCAACAUACAUAUUUCAGAAAUUGAGGAGCUGUGCACUGAAUUUCCUUCAACAGUGGUAUUGCUUGAUCAUUUGGGUUUUUGCAAACCACCAACAAAUGAUGAGGAGAAUCUUGCCUUUUCUGAGCUUUUAAAGCUAUCAAGGUUCCCUCAGGUCCAUGUCAAAUUUAGUGCCCUGUUCAGAGUAUCAAGAACACAAUUCCCGUAUCAGGACUUGUUCCCCCUUCUCUCCCAAGUUGUCUCGAGCUUUGGUGCGAAGCGUGUCAUGUGGGGCAGUGAUUUCCCAUAUGUUGUUCCUGAAUGCGGUUAUAAGGGAGCGAAAGAGGCAGUGUCUCUUAUAGCCAACCAAGUACCUCUAUCAUCUUCUGAGUUGGAGUGGAUCAUGGGUAGAACAGUCAUGCAGCUCUUUGAAGGUCAAUGGCUUCCUUAAGCAAAUAUCACCAAUAUCAACCCCCAUAUCGACUUAUUGCAGUGUUAAAUUUGUUACUUCCCUUUGUUUCCCUGUAAGACCAUAUACACUAGUGUUGUGGUAUAAAGGUCCAGAACAUUGUGUUUCACGGAUAUGUAGGCAAGUUUUAAGUAAAAACUGCUGUAAGGUUGAGGCAGAAUAUUUUCUUGGUUCUUUUUGUGGAAACAAGUGUGUUGUUGUGGA